AAUGCCUCGUUCAUUCGUGCAGGUACUGGUAACUAAACCCCAAUAACUUAAUUGUCCAGUGUGGUGGGAUGUUGCUUUUCCGCCGAACUGCAUCUCGUAAAGAUUUUGGAUAAACAACUCUUGGAAAUUGAGAAGGAGUACAGGUCUUCGGACAAUCGAAGCUGUGCCGUCCACGGGAAGAGAGGGACGUUUCUCCAAGUUGCUUGUGACGUUUAGCUCGUGUAUUAGUCAGUGACACGUUAGUCACGUUGUUGGAAAUUUGAAAGCUUGCCCAAAGAGCCUACUGGCAUUCAUUUGCGCUCGAGGGCACAGAGGGGCAUCGGAGGCGUGAAGGCGACUACAGAGUGACACCUACAGACUAAGGAAGUUGCGGGGCCCUCGCCGAGAAACUUGGAGGAGAGCAGGCGGAGAGAAGGGGCAAGGCGAGUCGAGAGGGGCUGUCUUUGCUUGGAUAAGAAAAAGCGGACCGUACAAGAAACUGCCGUGGUUGGUGGCUCCAGAUAAGAAGAUGACAGAUCGCUUGAGAUGCAAGAUGGAAGAAGAAGAAUCCGAGAUUGGUAUGCUUCGCGGCUACAUUGCUUUCUCUCGUCGUUUGGAGUACUGACCCGCUUGCCUGUCGCGACAAGUCACGGACAGAGGGUGAAAAAAAAAAUCAUUAGGAUAAGUGAACGAGACCGUAGUCGACGUGGCUGCGAUGAUCACCGAGCGCUGAAUCUCCGGUGGACUCUAUUCUCAAAUUCAUGGCAUCGCUUUGCGCGAAGUGGUGAGCAAGAGGCGCAGGUACUGCGCGGACAGCCGGCGCUCAGAGCCAGUCAGCCAGCCAGCGAGCAGCCGGCCGGGGGGAGUUUGUAUGAGAUCUCCACGCUGCCCUGUUCGCCUCAGCAGCUGCAGGCGGCGAUUCUUGAACAAUUCUGGUGGAUGCCUCCUGGAGGCGGUGGGCCCAUGAAAGCGUGCGAGUACAGUCAGAUCAGCACACGCAGCUCGUCGCCCAUGGAGUCCCCGCGCAAAAGGAAGGGCGCCAGGAGGAAAUGGCAAGUUUUCCCCGGACGGAAUAAAUUUUACUGCGAUGGUAGGAUUAUGAUGGCCAGGCAAACCGGCGUCUUCUACCUUACGCUGGUCCUCAUCGUGGUCACGAGCGGACUGUUCUUCGCUUUCGAUUGUCCAUACUUGGCAGAAAACAUUACUCCCGCUAUUCCUGUUGUUGGAGGUAUCCUGUUCUUCUUUGUGAUGGGGACACUCCUUAGGACGAGCUUCAGUGAUCCUGGGGUCCUUCCACGAGCCACACCCGAUGAAGCAGCAGACCUGGAAAGACAAAUAGGUAACGGGGAAGAUUUAGCAAAUGGCAGUAGUUCAGGAGGAUACCGUCCACCUCCCAGGACAAAAGAAGUGCUGAUCAAUGGACAGACAGUAAAACUGAAAUACUGUUUCACAUGCAAGAUUUUCAGACCACCUCGUGCCUCUCAUUGCAGCCUGUGUGAUAACUGUGUUGAACGAUUUGAUCAUCAUUGCCCCUGGGUGGGCAACUGUGUGGGAAAGAGGAACUACAGAUUUUUCUACAUGUUUAUUCUUUCAUUAUCGUCCCUAACAAUCUUUAUAUUUGCAUUUGUUAUCACUCACGUCAUCCUCCGGUCUCACCAAACAGGGUUUCUGAAUGCACUAAAGGACAGCCCUGCAAGUGUGUUGGAGGCAGUAGUUUGUUUUCUCUCAGUCUGGUCGAUUGUGGGCCUGUCAGGAUUUCACACGUACCUUAUCAGCUCCAAUCAAACUACCAAUGAAGAUAUUAAAGGUUCAUGGUCAUCAAAAAGAGGCAAAGAAAACUAUAAUCCUUAUAGCUAUGGCAACAUUUUCACUAACUGCUGUGCAGCUCUGUGUGGUCCAGUGGCUCCCAGUUUAAUUGACAGAAGAGGAUAUAUUCAGCCAGAUACACCGCAGUCUGUAGCACCAUCAAAUGGAAUCACAAUGUAUGGUGCAACCCAAUUUCAAAGCAACAUGUGUGACCAAGACCAGUGCAUUCAGAGCACUAAAUUCGUUUUGCAGGCAGCAGCAACACCCUUGCUACAAACAGACUCCAAUUACGGCAGUGACGAGCCUCCUCUUCCAGGUAAGACCACGCUUAGUGUCCCAUGUGGCACCCUACCCCUUGGGCAGCCAACGCCACCAUCAUCCACUCCAAACCUGACAUCAGAGGCCGUGCUGGCUGAUAUGCUGCAAAGACGCGAGGAGCAGGAUGGCCACCAUUUUCUAACACCAGAAGAGGCCCCCUCUCCACCAGGAAUGCUCUCCAUUGGGAGUCCUCUGACACACAGCCACACAAUGCACAUCUUCAACCCAGCCAGCCAGGACUCCUUGCAUGAAGAUUCUGUUCGAGGACUUGUCAAACUUAGUUCUGUUUGAUCCUGCUGUAUUCCAAAAGACUCGCUGGAACUGAUUUUCACUUUUCUAAAAAUAAGAAUGGCAAGGCAGUUCUCGGGAAUAUGCAGCCAUGGGGAUGUUUCAUUUUAUACAGGGCUUUAACUAACGAAAGACAAAAUGAAAACUACCCUACCAAUGUGGCAUGGCACUUUUUUAUUUCAGAAGCCAAUGCAAAACUUUAUAUUUAGUACAAAUGAAAGAAGCUAGUAUUCUGAGAAAGCAGCAGAAAGUCCUUGAGCGUUUCUUGAAGGGUUCUUCAUCUGUGAACAUUCUAGUUAUGUUCCUUUGGAAGAAGAACAAGGAUUAUGACAAAAUGUGAAUGGGAGAUUUUUUUUAAUGAAAGCCACAGUUUUUCUGCUUUUUAUUCUCAAUGGCUCCAACUGCACUAUUUUAUAAUUGACUUGUGUUAUGAGAGAGUGGCACUCUUGCUCUUCAGAGAACUUUCAGUCUUAAAUCCAGGACGCGUUACUCAGUAGCUUGAGGUUACUGAUUCUCCUUGUAUCAUGUUUAAUCUUUUUAUGUUUCACAGUGGUUUAAAUUUACAAUAUUGUGUUGUGCCAUACCUCCUCCCUUUUCUAAAUUGUUACAUUUCCUGUGGACAUUAAUAAAAUGAACAAGCUUU
This is a messenger RNA of Erpetoichthys calabaricus (reedfish), 3034 nucleotides long. It is a transcript of the gene zdhhc14, whose product is annotated as zinc finger DHHC-type palmitoyltransferase 14. Gene Ontology annotation, cellular component: endoplasmic reticulum; Golgi apparatus. Lineage: Eukaryota; Metazoa; Chordata; Cladistia; Polypteriformes; Polypteridae. Bases 526 to 2394 code for a protein of 622 amino acids. Gene Ontology annotation, biological process: protein targeting to membrane; peptidyl-L-cysteine S-palmitoylation. The record is from RefSeq and is a predicted model, not a curated record. The transcript has 9 exons. Gene Ontology annotation, molecular function: protein-cysteine S-palmitoyltransferase activity.